GUCUGAGGGGGUUGUGAGGAGGGGCGGAGCCUCGCGUGGCGGACUGAGGAGAAGCCAGGCGGAGUGUGGGGGGAGAGAAAGAGAGAGAGAGAGCCCUUCGAACCGACCCGACUCUGAGCUGCUUCAUCAUGUUGUCGUCCUUUCGCAAAGUCAGAGCCCAGAGAAUGGAUCCUACCGGCGUAAAAGUGCUGGAAACAGCCGAGGACAUCCAAGAGAGACGUCAACAGGUUUUGGAUCGGUAUCACCGGUUUAAGGAGCUCUCCACAUUGAGGCGCCAGAAGCUUGAAGAUUCCUACAGAUUCCAGUUCUUUCAGCGGGAUGCAGAUGAGCUGGAGAAAUGGAUCCAGGAGAAGCUGCAGAUCGCCUCCGAUGAAAACUAUAAAGACCCUUCGAACCUGCAGGGGAAGCUGCAAAAGCACCAAGCUUUUGAAGCUGAAGUACAGGCCAAUUCCGGAGCCAUCGUUAAGCUGGACGAGACAGGGAACCUGAUGAUCAACGAGGGACAUUUUGCCGUGGAAGUCAUCAGGAGUCGACUGCAGGAGCUUCACCGGAUGUGGGAACUGCUUCUGGAGAAGAUGCGAGAGAAAGGGGUCAGGCUGUUCCAUGCCCAGAAGUUGGUGCAAUACUUACGAGAAUGCGGAGAUGUGUUGGAUUGGAUCAAUGACAAGGAGGCCAUUGUAACCUCGGAGGAGCUGGGCCAGGACCUCGAGCACGUGGAGGUGUUGCAGAAGAAGUUCGAAGAGUUCCAGACGGACUUGGCCGCCCACGAGGAGAGGGUGAACGAAGUCAACCAGUUUGCCAGCAAGUUGAUUCAGGAACAGCACCCGGAAGAGGAGCUGAUUAAGUCCAAGCAGGAUGAAGUCAACACAAGCUGGCAGCGGCUGAAAGGACUGGCCCUUCAGAGGCAGGGCAAGCUCUUCGGAGCCGCUGAGGUGCAGCGUUUUAACAGAGAUGUGGACGAAACGAUAAGUUGGAUUAAGGAGAAAGAGCAGCUGAUGGCUUCGGAUGAUUUCGGAAGGGACCUUGCGAGCGUGCAGGCUUUGUUACGCAAACAUGAGGGCUUGGAGAGAGACCUGGCCGCUUUGGAAGACAAGGUGAAGGCUCUGUGCGCAGAGGCUGACCGACUGCAGGAGUCCCACCCUCUCAACGCUUCUCAGAUCCACGUGAAGCGAGAGGAACUGAUUGCAAACUGGGAGCAGAUUCGCACCCGGGCUGCUGAGAGACACGCACGUCUGAACGACUCCUACCGACUGCAGCGAUUCCUGGCCGAUUUUCGGGAUUUAACCAGCUGGGUGACUGAAAUGAAAGCGCUAAUUAAUGCUGACGAGCUUGCCAACGAUGUAGCGGGAGCGGAGGCCCUGCUGGAUAGACACCAGGAACAUAAGGGAGAAAUCGACGCUCACGAAGACAGCUUUAAAUCCGCGGACGACUCUGGACAAGCCCUGCUUGCUGCCGGACAUUAUGCGUCUGAUGAAGUGAAGGAAAAGCUGACCAUCCUCUCCGAGGAAAGAACAGCCCUGCUGGAACUCUGGGAGCUUCGUCGGCAGCAGUACGAGCAAUGCAUGGACCUGCAGCUUUUCUACCGGGACACCGAGCAGGUGGACAAUUGGAUGAGCAAACAAGAGGCCUUCUUGCUCAAUGAAGAUCUUGGGGACUCUUUGGACAGCGUGGAGGCCCUGCUGAAGAAGCACGAAGAUUUUGAGAAGUCACUUAGCGCCCAAGAAGAGAAAAUCACGGCCCUGGAUGAAUUUGCAACAAAACUGAUUCAGAAUAACCACUAUGCCAAGGAAGACGUGGCCACCCGCAGAGAUGCUCUGCUGAGCCGUCGCAACACCUUGCACGAACGGGCCAUGCUGCGUCGAACACAGCUAGCCGACUCCUUCCACCUGCAGCAGUUUUUCAGAGACUCAGAUGAGCUGAAAAGCUGGAUCAAUGAAAAGAUGAAAACUGCAACGGAUGAGGCUUACAAGGACCCGUCCAACCUACAAGGGAAGGUCCAGAAACACCAGGCGUUUGAAGCCGAGCUCUCGGCCAACCAGAGUCGCAUCGAUGCCCUCGAGAAAGCCGGGCAGAACCUGAUGGACGUGAAACAUUACGCCUCAGACGAAGUGGCCGUUCGCAUGAACGAAGUCCUCAGCUUGUGGAAAAAACUGCUGGAAGCUACUGAGCUGAAAGGGAUCAAAUUGUGCGAAGCCAACCAGCAGCAGCAAUUCAACCGCAAUGUGGAGGACAUUGAGCUGUGGCUGUACGAAGUGGAAGGCCACCUGGCUUCUGACGAUUACGGCAAAGACCUAACUAAUGUUCAGAAUCUGCAGAAGAAACAUGCCCUGCUGGAGGCAGACGUAGCUGCCCACCAGGACCGCAUCGACGGCAUCACCAUCCAGGCUCGCCAAUUUCAAGAGGCCGGGCACUUUGACGCGGACAACAUCAAGAAGAAGCAGGAGGCUUUGGUGGCCCGCUACGAAGCCCUGAAGGAACCGAUGGUGUCCCGCAAGCAGAAACUGGCGGACUCCCUCCGCCUUCAGCAGCUCUUCCGCGACGUCGAAGACGAAGAAACCUGGAUCCGAGAGAAGGAGCCGAUCGCAGCAUCGACCAACCGAGGCAAAGACCUCAUUGGGGUCCAGAACCUGCUGAAAAAACACCAAGCGUUGCAAGCGGAGAUCGCUGGCCACGAACCCCGCAUUAAAGCGGUCACCCAGAAAGGAAAUUCCAUGAUAGACGAAGGGCAUUUUGCCGCGGAAGACGUGAAAGUCAAACUGAACGACCUCAACCAGAAGUGGGAAACCUUGAAAGGGAAGGCUUCUCAGCGCCGUCAAGAUUUGGAAGACUCUCUGCAGGCCCAACAGUACUUCGCCGACGCCAACGAGGCCGAGUCUUGGAUGAGGGAGAAGGAGCCCAUCGUGGGGAGCACGGACUACGGAAAGGACGAGGACUCCGCCGAGGCUCUUCUCAAGAAGCACGAAGCUCUGAUGUCCGAUCUCUCCGCCUACGGCAGUAGCAUUCAAGCCCUGAAGGAGCAGGCCCAGGCCUGUCGGCAACAAGUGGCCCCUACAGAUGACGAAACGGGCAAAGAGCUGGUCUUGGCCCUCUACGACUACCAGGAGAAGAGCCCACGCGAGGUCACCAUGAAGAAGGGGGACAUUUUGACUCUCCUGAACAGCACCAACAAGGAUUGGUGGAAAGUGGAAGUGAACGACCGUCAGGGAUUCGUGCCGGCGGCUUACGUGAAGAAGCUGGACCCGGCGCAGUCCACCUCCCGCGAAAACCUCUUAGAGGAACAGGGCAGCAUCGCUUUGCGCCAAGAACAGAUCGACCACCAGACUUUCCUUACUAAGGAGAUCGGCAGUGUAUCUCUGCGUAUGAAACAGGUGGAAGAACUGUACCACUCCCUCCUGGAACUGGGAGAGAAACGUAAAGACAUGCUGGAGAAAAGCUGUAAGAAAUUCAUGCUCUUCCGGGAGGCCAACGAGCUGCAGCAGUGGAUCCACGAGAAGGAGGCCACCCUGGCCAACGAGGAGAUGGGGGCCGACCUCGAACAGGUGGAGGUGCUGCAGAAGAAGUUUGACGACUUCCAGAAGGAUCUGAAAGCAAACGAGUCCCGUCUGAAGGACAUCAACAAGGUGGCAAACGACUUGGAGUCGGAAGGUCUCAUAGCUGAAGAGGUUCAAGCAGUGCAACAGCAGGAAGUCUAUGGAAUGAUGCCACGGGAUGAAGCAGAUUCCAAGACCGCUUCUCCAUGGAAGUCUGCACGAAUGAUGGUACACACUGUAGCAACAUUCAACUCCAUCAAGGAGCUGAACGAACGCUGGCGAUCUCUACAACAGCUGGCUGAAGAGAGAAGCCAGCUGUUGGGAAGCGCCCAUGAGGUCCAGCGGUUCCACAGAGAUGCUGACGAGACCAAGGAAUGGAUUGAAGAAAAGAAUCAGGCGCUCAACACCGACAAUUACGGGCAUGACCUGGCGAGCGUGCAGGCCCUUCAACGCAAGCAUGAGGGCUUCGAGAGAGACCUGGCAGCCCUUGGGGACAAGGUCAAUUCUCUGGGAGAAACGGCAGAGCGGCUGAUCCAGUCCCACCCCGAAUCAUCGGAAGAUCUCCAGGAAAAAUGCACAGAACUGAACCAGGCUUGGAACAGUCUCGGGAAACGGGCCAACCAGCGCAAAGAGAAGCUGGGCGAAUCCCAUGACCUGCAGCGCUUCCUCAGCGACUUCAGGGACCUCAUGUCUUGGAUCAAUGGGAUCCGAGGCCUCGUGUCCUCCGAUGAGCUGGCCAAGGACGUGACGGGAGCAGAAGCCUUACUGGAGAGACACCAAGAACACCGCACCGAAAUUGACGCCAGAGCUGGCACCUUCCAGGCGUUCGAGCAGUUUGGACAGCAGCUCCUGGCCCGUGGCCAUUACGCCAGCCCUGAGAUCAAGGAGAAGCUGGACAUCCUCGACCAAGAACGGGCGGACUUGGAAAAAGCCUGGGUCCAACGCCGAAUGAUGUUGGACCAGUGCCUGGAAUUGCAGCUUUUCCACAGGGACUGUGAGCAAGCGGAGAACUGGAUGGCCGCACGGGAAGCCUUUUUGAAUACCGAAGAUAAGGGGGACUCCCUGGACAGUGUGGAGGCCCUGAUCAAGAAGCACGAAGACUUCGACAAGGCCAUCAAUGUCCAGGAGGAAAAAAUCGCCGCCCUCCAGGCCUUUGCUGACCAGUUGAUUGCCGCCGAUCAUUAUUCGAAAGGGGUCAUUGCCACCAGACGCCACGAGGUGCUGGACAGGUGGCGUCGGCUGAAAGCUCAGAUGAUCGAAAAGAGGUCUAAGCUCGGAGAAUCCCAAACCCUGCAGCAGUUCAGCCGAGACGUGGACGAAAUAGAGGCCUGGAUCAGUGAGAAGCUCCAGACAGCCAGCGAUGAAUCCUAUAAGGAUCCCACCAAUAUUCAGCUUUCCAAACUCCUGAGUAAGCAUCAGAAGCACCAGGCCUUCGAAGCCGAGCUGCACGCCAACGCGGACCGAAUCCGUGGCGUCAUUGAUGUCGGGAAUUCCCUCAUCGACCGCGGUGCCUGUGCCGGCAGUGAAGAGGCCGUGAAGGCUCGUUUGGCGGCCUUGGCUGACCAGUGGGAGUUCCUGGUGCAGAAAUCGGCCGAGAAAAGCCAGAAGCUGAAGGAAGCCAACAGGCAGCAGAAUUUCAACACGGGAAUCAAGGAUUUCGAUUUCUGGCUUUCCGAGGUGGAAGCUCUCCUCGCAUCGGAAGAUUAUGGGAAAGACCUGGCGUCCAUAAACAACCUCCUGAAAAAGCACCAGUUGCUGGAAGCGGACAUCUCUGCCCAUGAGGAUCGACUGAAGGACCUCAACGGCCAAGCUGAUAGCCUGAUGACCAGCAGUGCUUUUGACACCUCCCAAGUCAAGGACAAGCGCGACACCAUCAACGGGCGUUUCCAACGGAUUAAGAACAUGGCGGCCGGCCGGCGGGCAAAACUGAAUGAAUCUCAUCGUUUGCACCAGUUCUUCCGAGAUAUGGACGACGAGGAAUCUUGGAUCAAGGAGAAGAAGCUGCUGGUUAGCUCGGAUGACUAUGGGAGGGACCUCACUGGGGUGCAGAACCUGAGGAAGAAACACAAGCGCCUGGAAGCAGAACUGGCUGCACACGAACCUGCAAUCCAGGGCGUGCUGGACACAGGCAAGAAGUUGUCCGAUGACAACACAAUUGGAAAAGAGGAAAUCCAGCAGCGAUUGGCUCAGUUUGUGGAACACUGGCAAGAGCUGAAGCGGCUGGCAGCUGCACGGGGUCAGCGUCUGGAGGAGUCUCUCGAAUAUCAACAGUUUGUGGCCAACGUGGAAGAAGAGGAGGCCUGGAUUAACGAGAAGAUGACUCUGGUGGCCAGCGAGGACUAUGGAGACACCCUCGCAGCCAUACAGGGCCUGCUGAAGAAACACGAAGCGUUUGAGUCCGAUUUCACCGUGCACAAGGACCGGGUGAACGACGUCUGUGCAAACGGCGAGGACCUAAUCCAGAAGAACAAUCACCACGAGGAGAACAUCACAGCCAAGAUGAAGAGCCUGAAGGGCAAAGUGUCCGAUCUGGAGAGGGCAGCCUCUCAGAGGAAGGCCAAGUUGGAUGAGAACUCCGCCUUCCUCCAGUUCAACUGGAAAGCAGACGUGGUCGAGUCCUGGAUAGGUGAGAAAGAAAACAGCCUGAAGACGGAUGACUACGGGCGAGACCUCUCCUCCGUUCAGACCCUUCUCACCAAACAGGAAACCUUUGAUGCUGGCCUCCACGCCUUCGCCCAGGAAGGCAUCGCCAACAUCACCACCCUGAAAGACCAGCUGCUGGCUGCCAAGCACAUCCAGUCGAAAGCCAUUGAGGUUCGCCACGCCUCGCUAAUGAAACGCUGGAACCAGCUGCUGGCCAACUCAGCUGCCCGGAAGAAAAAACUCUUGGAGGCCCAAGAACAUUUCAGAAAGGUGGAGGACCUCUUCCUGACCUUCGCCAAGAAAGCCUCGGCCUUUAACAGCUGGUUUGAGAACGCGGAAGAGGACCUGACCGACCCCGUGCGCUGCAACUCACUGGAAGAGAUCAAGGCGCUGCGAGAAGCUCACGACGCCUUCCGGUCCUCGCUCAGCUCGGCCCAGGCCGACUUCAACCAGCUGGCCGAGCUGGACCGCCAGAUCAAGAGCUUCCGUGUGGCCUCCAACCCGUACACCUGGUUCACGAUGGAAGCUCUAGAGGAGACCUGGAGGAACCUGCAGAAAAUCAUCAAGGAACGCGAAUUGGAGCUUCAGAAGGAGCAACGCAGGCAGGAGGAGAACGAUAAACUGCGCCAGGAGUUUGCUCAGCACGCCAACGCUUUCCACCAGUGGAUUCAGGAGACCAGAACCUACCUGCUCGAUGGCAUAGCCUACCGUCGUGUCGUUCGCGUCUAUCAGUAUGAAGUUGGGGAUGAUCUGUCUGGAAGGUCUUGCAUGGUGGAAGAAUCGGGCACUCUGGAGUCUCAGCUGGAAGCAACGAAGCGCAAACACCAGGAGAUCCGAGCCAUGAGAAGCCAGCUGAAGAAAAUCGAAGACCUCGGAGCGGCUAUGGAAGAGGCUCUGAUUUUGGAUAACAAGUACACCGAGCACAGCACGGUGGGGCUGGCCCAGCAAUGGGACCAACUGGAUCAGCUCGGCAUGAGAAUGCAGCACAAUCUGGAGCAGCAGAUACAGGCCAGAAACACCACCGGUGUCACCGAAGAGGCUCUGAAGGAAUUCAGUAUGAUGUUUAAGCACUUCGACAAGGAUAAAUCUGGCCGUCUGAACCACCAAGAAUUUAAAUCCUGCCUGCGCUCCCUGGGUUAUGAUCUCCCCAUGGUGGAGGAAGGAGAACCGGAUCCAGAAUUUGAAGCUAUUCUCGACACCGUGGAUCCAAAUCGGGAUGGACACGUCUCUCUGCAGGAGUACAUGGCCUUCAUGAUCAGCAGAGAGACGGAGAACGUGAAGUCCAGCGAGGAGAUAGAGAGUGCUUUCCGCGCCCUCAGCUCGGAGGGCAAGCCCUACGUGACCAAGGAAGAACUCUACCAGAAUCUGUCCCGGGAACAGGCGGACUACUGCAUCUCGCACAUGAAGCCCUACAUGGACAGCAAAGGUCGAGAACUUCCCUCUGCCUACGACUACGUCGAAUUCACACGCUCCCUCUUUGUGAAUUGAUCGCCAGCGCUCGCCCCCCCCCGCCCCAACCCCCCC
Pantherophis guttatus is the source of this 7697-nucleotide messenger RNA. RefSeq names its product spectrin alpha, non-erythrocytic 1 (gene SPTAN1). The record is from RefSeq and is a predicted model, not a curated record. Gene Ontology annotation, molecular function: protein binding; calcium ion binding. NCBI's taxonomy places the organism in Eukaryota, Metazoa, Chordata, Lepidosauria, Squamata, Colubridae.